GCGCCCUCUUUAGCGUCUGUGUUGUCGUUGGCGACUGUUUACGUGAAAGUUUAUAUGCCUAUUUAGUUAUGUUAUUUUGUUGUGCGGUUGUCUGAGACAUUCAUUUAUUUUAUAUCAAGUUUUUAUUUUUCUUCUAUACAUCUGAGAGACAAUGAGCAAAAAAAUCAGCUACAAAUCUGGAGAUCUUGUAUUUGCUAAAGUGAGGGGAUAUCCGCCUUGGCCAGCGAGGGUGGAGCAGGAUCCUCCUCCUGGCAAAAAGGUACCUAAGAACAAAUAUCCCAUUUUAUUCUUUGGCACGUAUGAAACAGCUGUGCUUGCUGCUAAAGAUCUCUUCCCAUAUGAGCAAUACAAAGCAAAGUUUGGGAAGCAACAGAAAAGGAAGUUUUUCAAUGAGGGCCUCUGGGAAAUUGAGAAUAAUCCCAAUGCUAAACCUGGGGCUGGUCAUGUAACUGUUAAAUCUAAUGAAAAAGAAGAUUCUCAAGAUGAAGUUGCUAGUGAUGAAGAUGAAAAACUUGUAAUUGAUGAAAAGCCAUCAAGUAAAGAAGAUGGUGGAGCUCAUAAGAGAAAGGGAGAGCACAAAGAGUCAAAAAAAAGCAAAAAGGCCAAGGUUGAAAAGCCUGAACCAUCUGUUGACGAAGAAGAAAAUGAACAGUCCAGUGAUGAUAAUUUGAAAACUGAAAAAACAAAAAAAGAGAAGUCAGAUGGCGAUAGAAGCCGCAGUGGGCGUUCAAACAAACGCAAAAAGUACGAUGCUGAUGAUGAGUUGGAAAAGGAUGAAGAUGAAGAGGAAAAGACAACAGAUUCAGAUGUUAAACCAUCUGAGAAAAAAGAGGAGAAAAAAUCUAAAUCGAAAAAAGAGGGCAAAGAAAGUAAAAAACACAAAGAAGGACGACAUGGAAAAAAUCGAUCACAGACAUGAACUUCUGUGACUCAUUUUCUUUUGCAUGCAAUGAUAAAUUUUGGAGUUCUCUUUGCUCGUCAGAAAUUUUUUUACUAGGCAAGAGAUAAAAACAAAAUUUUUAAUGUGUUACGGCACACAAAUUUACAUUAUUUGAUAGCCACAUAUCUUCAUUUCUUUUCAUAAUGAACUUUAAUAUCUGUUAUACUUCUACAGUGUUACAAAAAGAUGAUUGUAGCUGCUGUUUUUGUAGAAUAUAUUAAAUACAUUCAUGAACUGAAAUGUACUUUGUCGUUGAUUUUUUUAUGCUUGUAUUAUUAUUAUUAUUAUUUUACUAUAUUAUAACAUUGCAAACAAAUUGUCUUCCCUUAUUUGAAUUGUAUUCUUAAAUGAUCAUUCGAAUUCAAGAUUUCACAUGUAUUCAUUUGCACAUACUAAGACUUAACCAUUCAUAAAACUUCAUAAAGGCUUAUAUUCAUGUGCUUCGAGUGCUUUUAUAUGUAAGGGACAUAUUGUCAGAUAUGCUACUCGGGCUUUCGUAUAUUUUGUUUGCAGUUUGCUCAUUUGCAUCAUUCAUCGAAAAACGUUUUUCAUACUAAAUAAAUGCAGAAGUGUCACAUUUCAUCCUGCAAUAAGAGUAAUUUUUUAUGUCAUUAAUAAGAUGCUUCAAUUUUUCUUUGACUGUAAAAAUUGGUAAUAUAUAUAUAUAAUACCUACAACUUACUUAUGUUAGAAUGAUUGGAAUAAGAAACACUUUAAUAAUAUGAAUCAUUUAAUGUGGAAAAUAAUUGAUAAAAUAUUUGUUCUCAAUCUUUUUUUGAAAAGAAUAUUCUUUUGUACUUGUAAUGUUAAAUCUGCUUCCGAAAUAUAAUGUGCGUAGUUCAUUGAGAACUAUGCAAUUAAAGCUCAUGCAAUGCAAUACUAAUUAAUUAUUUUAUUUCUCUGUGAUAAACUGGCUAUAUUUAAAAAUAUCUAUUAGAUAUUUCAAUUAUGCUCAAGCUAUGUUACUUCAAGAGAACCCCUUCAUUUGUGAUACCUUCAUCCUUGUUCUAUUCUGGACUUGUUAUUUUCCAUUCUGAGCCAUAAUAAGAUUGUCUGAUGGAGAUAUAUUUUAAUUGCUUGUCUGUUCUGGCAUUGCAAAAUAAAUUGAUAUUAAUUGUGCCUAAAUUUGUUGUUUAAAUUUAAGUACUGAAGUAUGAGGCAAUUAAACAUCUGGUAAUUUUUAUCCUGUGUUAUAAAAAAUCUCACCUAGGAGAAUUUGAAAUACAGUAAAAUUGCAUUUAUCAAAGCGAUUUUAACAGCGUAUUUAGUGUUUUCAUCCAUUUUCCAUAGGAAAGAGUGUUAUUUUCAUCCAUUUUCCAUAGGAAAGAUAAAAAGAGUCAUGACUCAUCAAUUUGUUUCUUUUCUUUGUGCUAUAUAUUCUAAUCUAUAUUGUAUUAUUUUCCUUUUUUUAAAUAUUUUUUCAUUCAUGUCAGUUGUGCACGUUAAGCAAGGAGUUAUUGCAUGAAAUAUAUUUACUCCUUGUUUUAUUUAAAAUAUGUGUGAAAAUUCUGCUGUUUUCAAAAUGUAUAAUACAUUUUAUUGUAUCUCUAAAUGAAUUGAAAAAUAAUUAAAACAUUUGAGAUUUUAUGAAAAUUAUGCUAUGUGGAAUAAAUACAACAUAUUGUGUAGCAUUCGAAAUACGUGUAUCUUUAUGAAUUAUUAAUAUUUAAUUUAAUAUGAAACUACACAUACUGUUCCCAGGAACUAUCUAUUAUGGAGAAAGUUUGCUAAUGUAGACUGUCCAUUUAUGGAAGUCUAAAAUGUAGUAUGAAAAUUUUUCCUUCAUGUUACUGUUAAGCUUCCUUUCAUAUUCCAGUAAAACAGUUAUCCUUUUUGGUACAUUUUUGUCAGGACAGCACUAAUUCAUGUAGUUUGUAAUAACAAAGUGUAUAUUUGUAUUCUGAAAAGAAGACUUUUUUUAUACAUGAGGAAUCUGUAAAAUGCAUAUUGUAAUUUUGAACCAGUCUGUCUUUUAUCAUUUGUUUUCGGGCAAUUAUUAGUAAAAUAGCUGCUCCUGAAUCACUGUUAAAUAUCAUGAAUGAUACAGUUUUCAGCAUAAUAUUUUUUGUAUGUAGCAGCAUCUGCAUUACUCUUUGUCUUCAGGCAACUUUUGGUAAAGAAAGAAACUUAUUAAAAAAAAAAUUGUACUAAAUAGAGGAAUUGCAAGUACAAUGAAAUGUUCUAUGCUUUUAAAAGGAUAUCCCCCCCAACCCCAGAAGGAUCUUUUUUUGUGUGUGCACACUGCAUUUUUUUGUCAUUUCUGGCUGAGACUUUAAAUAACUGCUUACUUGUACCUGUGGAAAACUGCAAUUCUUGUACAAAAGUGUAUGUGUGUGUGUUUUGUUUUUAAAUGUAUAGCUUUAGCAUUUUAUAUAAAAAAAAUAAUCUCUGAAUAAAAUCAUCUCCUUGUUUUUACACUUAAGUUUAAUUGUACCAUAAACCAAUUUAUAAUUAUUUUGAUAAAUAUAUCCCCUAGAAGAUAUUGAAAGUAAAUAACGAAAGCAAAAGGAAACAUGGGUGUCUGCAAAACAAUUUUACAAAGGUAACUAAUCACAUAAAUGUUUACAACAUUAUUCAAUUUCGUAGGUUCUAAAACCCCUAUCAUAUUAUGUUUCGGCUGUUCUGGACAUUGAAAGGGACAAUUCUCAGACCUGCACAUUUCCAGGAAACCCACGUAGCUAGGUUACCAUUUUCACUUAGUACAAAGAUUUGAAUGCCAAACAGUAAUCGAUUAUCGCUCAGAUUGGAAUCAUGUGAACCUUCAGAAGUAGAACAUUUGUCUGAUUGGUCUUGAUCUACACCGGACAGAGCUGCAGCUGAAACAUUUACGGCCAGGUUUAAAAAAAUCCUGCGUAGCCCGGACUUCACUUCCAGCGCAGCUGUUUUUUCUAGGAAUCCUCCCGUUUAAACCAGUGCUACCAGAAUCUCAUUUUUCAGAAAAGUCCCGUCUAGCAGGGACCAUCGCUAGAUGUGAUAACCUCUUUAAGCAGAUCACAAUGCAGUAUUACAUUGAUACAAAAACAAUUUUUUGCUCAGUUCCCGUGGGGAGCGGAAAUUGCUACAUUUGUUCCCUUGCCCAUGAAUACUACAAAUUCAAUUAAGCAAAUCCUUUUUUUUUCUUUUUCCUAACACAUUAACAGAAUUAGCUUUUAUUCCUAUUAUGUACUGCUUACUUGUACCUCUUUACAAAAUGUCUGCUCUUGAAAGUAGCAGCUAAAAGCUGUAUGCAAUAUUAAUGAAUUGCAUGUAUUUUGUUUUUAUAAACUGUGUGGGACACUGUCAAAAUCAGUCUUUAGUUAAUACUCAUUCCUAAUAAUGUUAGCUUAAAACCAUGAAGCUAAGCUUCAGAUGUUAAUGAAAACUGAGUUAAGUGAUUCAGCGAAAACCUGUUGAUUUUCACAGAUACAAAAAUUUCUAAAAUGCCAAGGAAAUAUAUCAGUGGGAGAAAUGUUUGAUAUCUGUGUGGUUGUUACAAUUUUUAUUGCAUUUACUUCAUUAUUUUUAUGUUUCUCGUUUAACAUGAAAUAUGAGCUUUUAUUAAAGCUUAAUAUUACAUUCUUCCUUCUAAAAAGAAUAUAUUACGGUACCGUACUUCUAUUGUAUGAUGUACUGUGUAUAAGAACUCUCAAAAUUUUUCUUUGCAUGCUUAUAGUUUUUAAUAUAAGAUUCUGUUAUGUCCAUGGAUUUUAGAGUAAUUAGUACUAUCUAACAAGACUGCUUAAAUAAUAUGGGUCUGCAUUAAUCUUUUAUUGCCUAAAUGUUUCAUACUUGUUUUUUACAUUAAUGUAAGCAUCAUCAGAUGCAAUUUUAUAUGUCUUCAGCCUGUGGUACAUGAAAGAUAUUGCAUCAAUUCAUUGUAAAUGGAAUAUUUAAAUGACACGUGAUAACCUUUCUUUCCUCUGGUGUUUUCUUUUAAACUGAACAUAUUUCUGAAAGAAGUAUUAAAUGUUGCUUGUAUUGUUGAAAGGAUUCGAAGGAAUGGUAUGCAAGAUUAGUUAUUUUGGGAACUAUGCAAAUACUUCAUUGACAUACUGAGUUGAGUCAAUGGCAGUCGAUGAUGGAGGUUUGUAAUUUUAAAAUAGGAGAACUGAAAUGUAAAUUCAUUGCUGAUGUUGCCAAGUUUAGCAGCAAUUUACAUAGCUUAAAUGGUUCUUCCAAGUCCAUGUAAAAUUGCUGGCCCUUGGAAUAUGUAUGCCAGUUAUGAAAUUAUUUGUGAAUAUCCAUUACAUGGUUUGAGCCAAUGAUGUACAAACGUGCAAUUUUGUUUUUACGUGGCAAAAUGCUGUGCUUCAUGAACUGCGUAAGUAAUGAUGUAUAUUUAAGUGAUUCUGAUACAGAUCAUGUUAGAUAUAAUCUGAGUAGGCUAUGCAUUUGUAUUUUCUAUAGUUGAUGAAUUAUAUAAUAUUCUUAAUGAAUUUUCAUUAUUUUAAUGCCUUUAUUUAUAAUUGCUAAUUCACAGAAUUUUUGGUGAUGGAGUUUGUUCUUAUAUUUUUGCUCUUAUAAUGUAUUUCCUUGUCUUAGUAAUAUAUUUUCUCUUCUUAUGAUUAGAUUGAAGUUAUGAGUAUAGUGAUGGAAUAGAAAAGUUUGUGUAGUAUUUUAUGUGAUUUAUGUUUGUGUUUAAUUUGUAUGAAUAGAGAGUUGCCCCCCACACACACUGUACAUUUUAAAAAUACUUUUUCACAAACUGUUAUGUGUAUCAAGUUACCAUUGGAUCACAAAUGUAGAUAAUUGUUGCCAAAAAAUUAUAUGAAUAUUUAAAUUAUUUGAUAAAUAAAGGCAACAUAAAUAAAUUCUAGCACCUAAGAAUUAAUAUGGAGCUGGGGACAGUUAGCAUCAUAAUUAUUAUUUAUAUUAGCUAGAUUUUCAAUCAUAAUAUUCUCUCAGCUGUUUUAUUUCAUUCUUUAUUUUCUGUGUAAUUUAUGUUCAUGAUCUUAGUUAUACUGUUAUUCAGAUUAAAUUUGAUGUAAUAAAGUUUUGGUAUGCAA
This is a messenger RNA of Stegodyphus dumicola, 5925 nucleotides long. RefSeq names its product hepatoma-derived growth factor-related protein 3-like. The record is from RefSeq and is a predicted model, not a curated record. NCBI's taxonomy places the organism in Eukaryota, Metazoa, Arthropoda, Arachnida, Araneae, Eresidae.